GGGGAUCUCCCGGGCAUCGCCGCGCGGAGCACUCCGGGGACGGACGGCGGACACCGCCAGGCGCGCCGCCUCGGCUCUCCGCGCGGAGCGGCGUGGCGGGGCGGGCGGGCGCCGGGGGAUGUUUCCUCCUUCGCCCGCCCCCCCUGUGAGGCGCGGCGCGGUGACGCGGCCCCGGGUCAGGGCUGAGGCGCGGCGGCACCGUGAGGCGCUGUCAGAGCCGCGCUGAGAGGGUCCGCCCAGCUCCGCACCGGGAUCCGCCGCCGCCGCUGCCAUGGAGCCCCAUCGCUGGCUGCCCCUGGAGGCCAACCCCGACGUCACGAAUCAGUUCCUGAAACAGUUGGGUAUACAUCCUGACUGGCAAUUUGUAGAUGUUUAUGGUAUGGAACCAGAACUGCUUAGCAUGGUGCCAAGACCUGUAUGUGCAGUACUACUUCUCUUUCCAAUAACAGAAAAGUAUGAAACCUUCAGAACAGAAGAAGAAGAGAGAAUAAAAGCUAAGGGACAAGAUGUCAAAUCAUCAGUGUAUUUCAUGAAGCAGACCAUUAACAAUGCUUGUGGAACAAUUGGGCUAAUUCAUGCUAUUGCAAACAACAGAGAUAAAAUGAACUUUGAAACUAAUUCUUCACUGAAAAAGUUCCUAGAAGAUUCAUUAUCUAUGACUCCUGAAGAGAGGGCCAAAUACCUAGAAACUUAUGAAGCCAUUCGUGUCACUCAUGAAUCCAGUGCCCAUGAAGGUCAGACUGAGGCACCAAGUAUAGAUGAAAAAGUAGACCUUCACUUUAUUGCAUUAGUUAAUGUAGGUGGUCAUCUCUAUGAAUUGGAUGGGCGCAAGCCAUUUCCAAUAAACCAUGGUGAAACCAGCGACGAUUCUUUUUUAGAGGAUGCAAUAGAAGUUUGCAAGAAAUUCAUGGAACGUGACCCGGAAGAAUUAAGAUUUAAUGCAAUUGCACUGUCUGCAGCUUAAAAGCCUUUUACAGUGAGGCAAUUCUAUUGCAAUGCAUUGUAAGAAUAAAACUGUUGCCAUAUGUUAAUAGUACAAAUUUUGAUACUUCCCUAACAUCUUGACUAAUUUUAGCAUACGUGGAAUAAACUUUGCAUUUGUCCUCGCUAUACUUUGCUGCUUGUUCCUACAGCAACUUUGGGUAUUUCUGUACAGGCAUGCAUUUUGUGUAAGAUUUCUAUGUGGUGGGUUUUUUCCCUUCCACCCCCUUAAAAGUUUUGGGAAUUACUGUGUGUGAUUUUUCCUCGUAAUAAUGAUGUGCUACUUCAGAGCAGGAUUAUCAUUUGUAUCAUGCACAGGUAACAUUCUGAGUGGAGUAUGUGGUAUGGUAAUGGCUGAAAACUUGGAGUAUGAGGCUAACUGCAUCUUCUAUUUAUAGAAGCACGAAUAUUAUGAGAACUUCUUCAGGUGACUCAAGUGAUAAAGACAUUUCUUUCAGUGCAUUAUUUAUAAAUAAGUAUAUGGAAGAAAAUAGGCCGGAAAAGGACUAAUCUUACUGUUGGUGAGCACUAACAUUUUAAAAUUAUCUUAAUGUUUACAUUUUGAAUAAAACUUCACUUUGUUUCUCAAGUCUAAUAAUGUUAAUAAAUUGUCAAAAAACUUUA
Molecule: messenger RNA, 1605 nt
Organism: Prinia subflava (tawny-flanked prinia)
Lineage: Eukaryota; Metazoa; Chordata; Aves; Passeriformes; Cisticolidae
Gene: UCHL3
Product: ubiquitin C-terminal hydrolase L3
Exons: 9
Coding region: 272-964 (230 amino acids)
Biological process (GO): ubiquitin-dependent protein catabolic process; protein deubiquitination
Cellular component (GO): cytoplasm
Molecular function (GO): cysteine-type deubiquitinase activity
Source: RefSeq, a predicted model, not a curated record